Ectocarpus sp. CCAP 1310/34 is the source of this 2442-nucleotide messenger RNA. The record is from the annotation of a GenBank genome assembly. Lineage: Eukaryota; Phaeophyceae; Ectocarpales; Ectocarpaceae.
CUGCGGUGCUCGGCUCCACCACCCACCAGCCAGCAGGACCAUGAUCACGCUGGCAAGGACGAGAAGUUGCAGCUUUUCCUUUUCUGGGGUGCCGUCCUCGGUCAGGGCCAUAGUUUCGCACUCAUGGGCACAAAGCAGUGGCGGGAGCACGGUGAAUACAACUCGGCGAAGAAAGUGUGGAGUAGAACGCAGGGUUCCUUACCCACACGGCCCGAGCAUCAGCAGAACUAGGAGCAGCCGCACUAGCAGCAGCGGCACUGGCAGCAAUACCACUAUCUCCGGUCCAAGAAACGCCAACACUACCAGAAAAAUCGCGCAUGCAAAGGCCUCUUUGGGCACUUCCUCGCCCCUGUCACCGCCGAGAGCACCAUUAGCUAGAACGGGGUGCUCCACUUCAACUAGCAGAGAGGCAUCAGGCUGGCAACCACCGGCGGCGACGCAGCAGCCUCACCGGUGGGGCCAGGAGAGGCCUCCCGCCAAGCACAUCCGCGAGCUUCGGCGCCAGCAACGGCUCAAGGAAGAGCGAGCGGAGGAGGUCGGUUUGCCGAUCCCUCCGCCUGUCACCGGCAAGGGCGGGAAGGGAAAGCUCAUAUUUCCGCAGUCCGAUUCCUACCGCUUCGUACUUCACAUACGGCAGCUCACCCAGGACAGGAACCUCUCCGGUGUGCUGUCCGCCCUGAGCAUCGCCGAGCGGAAGGAGGGAGGGGUCGAUGUCCACGGGUACAACGCCUGCAUCGGGGGCAUGGCGAAGGCCAAGCGCUGGGCGGAUGCGCUCUCGCUCCUGAGCCGGAUGAGGGCUGCAGGCGUCGCUCCUAACACGCACUGCUACUCCAACGCCAUCUUGGCGUGCUGCCGGUGCGGGGAAUACCACCAUGCCCCCCUUUUGCGAAGGGAGAUGGCUGUGGCCGGCGUUCCGCAGACGCUGACGUGCUACCGCCUCGAGCUGGAGCAUUUCGGCAACAAAGGUCGGUGGGGCUUGGCCCUGCGGCUGCUGUCCGAGUUGAAAGAGGCCGGCCUCACUCCGGACGCAAAGGUGUACAACGGAGUGCUCGACGCGUUCGCGCAGUCGAAGGAAUGGGCGAGGGCCAAGGACGUCCUGCGAGAGAUGGCGAGCGCCGGGCACGAGCUCCACGCCCGGAGCUACCGAGGGCUUAUCGUCUCCGCCGCCAACGCGGGGGAGUGGCGCGUGGCCUGGCGAACCUUCCGCAAGAUGAACGCCCUGGGCGUGGAGAGGAGCUCGCGUAGCCCCGCGAUCUUCAACUCGGUGACGGCCGCGUGCGGGGCGGCCGGAAGAUGGGAGGAGGCGUUAGUCGCCCUGCGGCUGACCGUGCGGGGAGGUAUGGCGCCGACCUUCAUCGCGUACAACGCGACGCUGGGGGCGCUCGGCAAAGCCGGGCGGUGGAAGCACGCACGGCGGCUGCUGAAAGACAUGCAGCAGCGGGCGUCGUCACCGUCCACGCGGGGAGAGGACAGCAGCGACAGCAAUCCCGGACUGAGGGAAAGACGGGCUCGGGGCAUGGCUAGGACAUCACCGCGGAAGGAGCGUCUCCCACCCCCCGACGUCUACAGCUACACCUCGGUGAUCGACGCCUGCGCCAAGUCCGGGGAGCGCGACCGCGCCCUGAAGGUCCUCGAGGACAUGCGCCGCGCGCAGGUGCACCCCAGCCUGGUGACCUAUAACGCCCUCAUCCUGGCGUGCGGCACCAGCGACGCCAAGAAGCCGCGCGGCGGCAGCGAUUGGCGGCGCGCCCUCUCGUUCAUUGAGGAGAUGGUCAACUCCGGGGUGAAGCCGGACGUCUAUACGCUUACCGCGGCGGUGGCCGCGUGCGAGGCGGGCGGGGAGUGGGGCGAGGCGGCGGCGUACCUGAAGGGUCUGCGGGGGGGCGCGGGGAAGGACGGGUGGACCCGGAACGGGGUGGUGGCGCAGCUGACCAUCCUCGCCUGCGGCAAGGCCAACGACUGGAAGGGCGGCCUGCAGGUGGUGAGGGAGAUGGAGAGGCUGGGAGUUCGGCCGAAGGUGGGAGUCUUCAACGCCCUGAUCGAGGCCCUUGGCGUGGGACCGCAACAGCCAAAACGGGACAGGCGACAGCACUGCAUCUAGGUGUCCUCGUGUGUGCCAGCAGUUAUUGCGCGAUUCGAUGAGCUCUACAAGCAUGGAAUUCUGGCAGAGUUGCACUCGUUUGGCCCUUGAAAUCCCGCAUUGAUUUCGUCGUGGAUGGGCAGGUGGGGGCAUAAUAGUUUUGAAAACAAGGGUUUCAGUGCCAUCAAAGGAAUAUGGCUUGACGGACUCGUUUGUGGUGGCGGUUCUCUAAAGUAGAUCUCAGCUCUCAUUAGUUUCCCUCGAUCAGAGAAAAAUUUGUACACCUGCUUCUUUUUCUAUCCGUGGUGAAAAUCUUGCAAGGGCAUGGUAGCGAUACCCGCCUUGGGGGCCACUUUCAAAUC